Messenger RNA from Fusarium poae, 1098 nucleotides. RefSeq lists its product as uncharacterized. Lineage: Eukaryota; Fungi; Ascomycota; Sordariomycetes; Hypocreales; Nectriaceae. Bases 1 to 1098 code for a protein of 365 amino acids. The record is from RefSeq and is a predicted model, not a curated record. The transcript has a single exon.
AUGGUGAGUGAUAGUCAAUCUGCCGACGAGUCAUACCCCUCUUUUGCAAAAAGCAGUGACAUCGGUAACGAAUCUGAGGGAUAUCCGACGACUGGGUCGGUAAGUGACACAUCAGCCAGUGCAGCAUUGAAUCCCACGGCACCAUCGUCAGAAGAUGAAGAAACUAGCCUUUCUCAUACCGAACGGCCCGGGCAAGUGGACGCAUCAAACACUUCCGGGGCCACCCAAUCGACAGGUGCGCCUGAAAAGACACCUACGGCAAGUCAAGACACAGAAGCCAAACCGCCAACAGCUUCGGAGGACGCGGUAUCAUCAUAUGCCAGUGUAUUUGAAGAGCUUGCAGGGGCAUCAAGCCUCCCAGAUGUCUCGUCCACUGGCGCAGGAUCUGCAACUACAGGUCCGGUGACAGAGAACGAACGAAGCCUGGAGUCUACACUCGCAGCCUCAUCUGUUCCGUCGUCCAUUACCGGUACGACCGAACUAGAAACUGCGCCAUCGUCAACAUUGCCACAGACAGGCGCAUCCCAUGAUAACGAAACAGAGGAACCGAGCGGUGCCUCGUCCAAUGAAGAACGCACCACUUUGCCCGAAGAUCAUUCAACCCAGGUACACUCAGCAGGAACUGAAGAAGUCCCGACUACAUCCUUAACAGCAAUUGCAGCAACAACGACGACUGCAUCACAGGCACAGAAACCCACUGGAUCGACUACAGAUUCGAGAAGCACUGAUACCAGCAAAGAUACCUCAGCAGAAACGCAAUUUGCAAACACGGAUACAGCGUCCGACCGGGCCGUUUCGUCCACACAUACGAUCUCAACGACGACCAGUGCCGUCGCUCCAUCCAGCGAUGAUUCAACGAAGCAAGUUAGUACGGGAGCCAAGAGCUCUCGGGAAGAGAUAAAAACCACAUUCACAACUUCCACUUCCACUGUGGAUGAAGAAGCCACUAGUACGGUAAGCCCGUCCGUUGGGGAUUCGAUGCUCUCGACAGAGUGCUUCGACGGUGGAAAGCCGUUUGGCCUUGGAUAUUUGUUUGGCUUCGGACGCUCAAUCGCUUUUGGAAAUUUGUUUCCCCCGACCCACGGUAUGAUGACAUGA